UUAUAUAACAAACUAAUCAUCCAUUAUUAAUAUCUUACUUCAAACACGUACCCUAAAUCGCUUAAACUUCAUUUAUUAAUGGCGCAAAUCUCAGGAAGAUCGCCUUUUGAUAACAAACCAAGCUUGGGGAGUUUGGUAUUUGAAGAGUUUGUGCCUCCUUCAGCAUGGACAGAUGACUCGACGUGCCUUCUUGUUGAUCUUCCUGGUUUCAAGAGGCAAGAGCUAAAGCUUCAAGUCGACAACCAAACACAUUUAGUAGUUAACGGAGAAAGGCAGGUGCGAGAGAAUAAAUACAAACGAUUUGAACAAAGAUUUGAAUUGCCAAAAAACGUAGACACUGAAAAGAUAACAAGGGAGCUUGAUGGUGAAAUUCUAUUUAUUUCAGUCCCAAAGAAAGUUGAACAUAAACACCAAGAUAUCAAACAUGACAACAUUCCCGCACCAGUAAGUAAGUGAUAACAUAUAUAGCGAGGAAAGUAAUAAAAAUAAACAACCAGACGCUGCUGAUGUAAAUGAAGAUGAAACUGAUAACAAAGAUGGUAAAAGAAACAAACACCGAAUGUGUUUUGAUGAGAAUAGGAGGCAAAAGACAGAUUUAUUUCUAAGACUUGCAAUGCAGAAAUUAAAAAAUAAUAAAGGGAUUGUUGCGACAGCAAUCUUUACAUUUUCAUUAGGUGUGCUGGUAACUCAGAAGUUUCGGUCAAAUGGAAAUUGAUGGAGGGAGCUCUUGUUGUACAUAAUACAUAUUUUACCAAUUAUCAAGUUGUACUUUAUUACCAAUGAACAUUCUCACCUCAGAGGAAAACAUAAGUAUCAUUACUAUUCCUUUCUUUGUCUUACUUUAUGAAAAAAU
This is a messenger RNA of Helianthus annuus (common sunflower), 853 nucleotides long. RefSeq names its product inactive protein RESTRICTED TEV MOVEMENT 2. The transcript is spliced from 2 exons. NCBI's taxonomy places the organism in Eukaryota, Viridiplantae, Streptophyta, Magnoliopsida, Asterales, Asteraceae. The record is from RefSeq and is a predicted model, not a curated record. Gene Ontology annotation, biological process: response to hydrogen peroxide; response to salt stress; protein folding. The coding region runs from base 79 to 456 and encodes 125 amino acids.